AACAGGCUCAAACCAAAACAUUAUUAUGACAUGUAAUUUCAAUUUCCUUCUUUCAGAAAAUCUCCGCUUGUUUCUCUGCAAAUCCGAUAUUUUCUCCACUCUCCCUCUCCGAGUUUUCACAGAUGAUGUCCAUUUUCUUUCUCAAUCUGUAAUCUCUGCUGCUCUCCUCUUCACUUACUUCGCAAUCGAAUGGACGUCAUCUCCGAAGAUUCUUCCGAUUCAACUCAGCGAGUCGACUCGGACAACGACCAGCGAGUCUACUUCGUUCCCUUGAGGUGGUGGAAAGAUACUCAGGAUUCAACAUCUGGGGAGUCAGAUGGGAAUAGAGGGGUCCUCUAUACUGCAACACCAGGAACAUCCUUUGCAGGCCCCAUGAAAUUGUUCAACAACAUAAUCAACUCGGAUCUCAUGUUCAACCUUAGAAGGGAUGGGGAUUCUUUGCGAAAUAGUGAAAAUGGUGAAGUAGGUUGCUCAGGCCGGGACUUUGCAUUGGUCCAGGGGGAAAUGUGGUUGCAGGCACUCAAAUGGCACAUUGAUGCUAGAGCUGCAGUGAAGGGUGGAAAAAGCUUUUCAGCUGCAGAAGAUGAUAUGGCAGAUGUCUACCCUUUACAACUCAGGCUUUCUGUUCAAAGAGAAACAAAUUCCCUGGGAGUGAAAAUUAGCAAAAAGGAUAAUGCAGUUGAACUCUUCAGAAGAGCCUGCAAGAUCUUCAGCCUUGAAUCUGAGCAGUUACGCAUCUGGGACUUUUCUGGGCAGACAACCCUAUUUUUUAUGAAUGACAAGAACAAGUUCUCAAAAGAUCAGGAGAUUCUUCUGGAGUUGCAAAUUUAUGGGUUGUCUGAUUUAGUAAAAUGCAGAGAAGGGAAAAAGGAUGAAUUGUCUUUACAACAUGCUAACCGGACAAAUUCCUUUUCUGGUGUGUCACCUAUGAUGAAUGGUAAUGCUGGUCAUUCAAGCUUCAAUGUUGCACGAAACAAUUCAUCAUUUUGGGGGAAAGCUGGAGAAGCUGGUUCACUGGGUUUGACAGGAUUGCAAAAUCUUGGAAAUACUUGCUUCAUGAACAGCGCCCUUCAAUGCUUAGCGCACACACCAAAGCUUGUUGACUAUUUUCUAGGAGAUUAUGUUGGAGAAAUAAAUCAUGACAAUGCGCUGGGAAUGGAUGGUGAGAUUGCUUUAGCUUUUGGGGAUUUGAUAAGGAAGUUGUGGGCACCUGGUGCCACUGUUGUUGCACCAAGAACUUUUAAGUCAAAACUUGCCCGUUUUGCUCCUCAAUUUAGUGGCUUUAAUCAGCAUGAUUCCCAAGAACUGCUUGCAUUUUUGUUGGAUGGACUUCAUGAAGAUCUUAAUCGGGUAAAGAGUAAGCCUUAUAUGGAAGCCAAGGAUGGAGAGGGUCGACCAGAUGAAGAAGUAGCGGAUGAAUAUUGGCGAAAUCAUUUGGCUCGUAAUGACUCGAUCAUAGUUGAUGUGUGUCAAGGUCAAUAUAAAUCAACAUUAGUUUGUCCUGUUUGCAAAAAGGUCUCUGUUACCUUUGAUCCCUUCAUGUAUCUGUCUCUACCUCUGCCGUCAACAACAAUGCGGACGAUGACUUUAACGAUUGUGAGUAAUGAUGGCACAACUCAGCCAUCUCCAUGUACUGUGACUGUCCCGAAACCUGGAAAAUUUGAAGACCUUAUUCAGGCUCUGGGAACUGCAUGUUCUCUACGGGAUCAUGAGACCUUAUUGGUGGCUGAGAUAUACAACAACCGCAUUAUACGAUAUCUAGAAGAGCCUGCUGAUUCGUUAUCUUUGAUUAGAGAUGGUGACCGAUUGGUUGCAUAUCGAUUAAUGAAAGAUAUGGUCAAAGUUCCUUUAGUUGUAUUUAUUCAUCAGCAAAUGGAAGAGCAGUACUUCAAUGGGAAGCUGACUCCAACUUGGAAGGCAUUUGGAAUCCCUAUGGUAGCAAGGCUUUGUGAUAUAGUCAAUGGGUUCGAUCUCCGCAGUCUGUACUUGAAAUUGAUUGCGCCCUUUCGAUUAUCUGCUGAGAGUAGUGCAGAUGAUUGUGAUUCCACAGAAGGCUGUGCAAUGGAAGAAGCUCCUGGGAGGGAAGAUGGUAGUGAUCCUGUUUUAGAUGGAGAAGGAAAUCCCAUUAACGUGAAACAGGCUUCAUGUACAGAUUCUAAACUAAAAUUCUACCUGACAGAUGAUAAAGGAACUUCAAAGGAGUCUUUGAUAGAAAUGCACGAACCUCUAGCAAUUACAGGAGUAUCCAAGCGGCUUAAUGUGCUAGUAUGUUGGCCAAAAAAGCCGAUUGAACAGUAUGAUACACGUCUUCUUAGCUCCUUACCUGAAAUUUUUAAGUCUGGAUUUUUUGCAAAGAGACCUCAGGAGUCUGUUUCCUUGUAUAAGUGUCUUGAAGCAUUCUUGACUGAGGAGCCUCUUGGUCCAGAUGACAUGUGGUAUUGUCCUGGCUGCAAAACACAUCGUCAAGCUGUUAAAAAAUUAGAUCUGUGGAGACUCCCAGAGAUUCUCGUUAUUCAUUUAAAGAGGUUUUCAUACAGUCGGUUCCUAAAGAACAAACUUGAGACUUAUGUUGAUUUUCCUGCUGAUGAUCUUGAUUUGUCACCAUAUGUUACCCAGUGGAAUUGCCAAUCAUCAGCUCGGUACAUGCUUUAUGCUGUUAGCAAUCACUAUGGAAGCAUGGGAGGUGGUCAUUACACUGCAUUUGUCCAUGUGAAUGUCAUCAGGCUUCUGCUGGUUCAUGUCUCGGCUUUAGAACCUGCUGCUCCUUAGGAAGUUAAAGCUCUGCACGGUGGUGAUCAGUGGUAUGACUUUGAUGAUAGCCAUGUCUAUCCGAUCGGCCAGGAAAAGAUAAAAACUUCAGCUGCUUAUGUUCUUUUCUACAGAAGAGUUGCGGAGGUAUAACAUUAGAUUAGCAUUGUCAAUUUCUGAAGAACUACGUCGAGAUUGACUUAUUAACAGUUUUGCAAUCUUAGACCUAAAAUUCUUUCGAGUCCAUUAUUAACUAUUAACUGUAUCAUGGUGGGAGCUAAAGCAGUAAGACCAUAAAGAGGAGAAUAUUUUUAGUGAAUUUAAGAAGAAAACACAUGUAACUAACUGCUAGAGGAAGAAUGUUUAGCUUUUUAUUAGAACAUAGGAAUUUUUUCUAAGAAGGGGUUUGCUUUCAGUGUCCACUCAAAUGUAUGUUGUACAACUGAGUGUAGAUUGAAUCAUUUGAUCAGCAAUUUUGCUUCUAUCUGGAUGUGCUGUCUCAAA
Messenger RNA from Carica papaya (papaya), 3252 nucleotides. The record is from RefSeq and is a predicted model, not a curated record. Lineage: Eukaryota; Viridiplantae; Streptophyta; Magnoliopsida; Brassicales; Caricaceae.